GCUUACAUGAAGUAGAGCGAGAUAACCUUAAAUUUCCAAUAUGGCUGAAGAAGAAAGCUCGUCGUCCGAAGUUUCUAACAAGAAGAAUCGAUGGCGAAAAGAUAAACCAUGGGAUCAUGAAGGAAUUGAUCAUUGGAAAAUAGAGCCAUUUUCAGCAGAAGACAAUAAACAUGGUCUCUUGGAGGAAAGUUCCUUUGCAACACUCUUCCCGAAAUACAGAGAAAAAUAUUUACGUGAAGUUUGGCCACUUGUGGAUGCGAAAUUGAAAGAACAUGGUGUAAAAUGCCAAUUGGAUGUGAUUGAGGGUAGUAUGAGUGUCUAUACAACAAGAAAGACCUGGGACCCAUAUAUUAUUAUCAAAGCACGUGACAUGAUAAAACUCAUGGCCAGAAGUGUCCCAUUUGAACAGGCGUUGAGAGUUUUGGAUGAUUCUGUAUCAUGUGAUAUCGUCAAAAUUGGUUCCCUUGUUCGCAACAAAGAAAGAUUUGUAAAGCGUCGACAAAGGCUAAUUGGUCCAAACGGCGCGACGUUGAAGGCACUUGAGUUACUAACAGAGUGUUAUAUUAUGGUACAAGGAAACACGGUUGCAAUCAUUGGCUCCUAUAAAGGAUUGAAAGCUGCCCGAAAGGUAGUUGAAGAAACGAUGAAGAAUAUUCAUCCAAUCUACAAUAUAAAGACUUUAAUGAUCAAACGGGAAUUAGCUAAAGAUCCUGCUUUGAAGAACGAAUCAUGGGAUCGUUUUCUUCCCAAGUUUAAGAAUAGUUCUGUGCAACAACGUAAGAAACCUAAAAUUGCGAAGAAAAGAUACACGCCGUUCCCUCCCCCACAGCAAGAAAGCAAGGUGGAUAAACAGCUUGCUAGUGGAGAGUAUUUCCUCAAGGAGAAAGAAAGAAGAUUUAAGGCACAAGAGGAAAAGAAGAACAAACAAGCGAAGGCGGAAGGAAUACGUAAAGAACGCCGGGAAAAGAUGUUUGUACCUCCUGAAGAAGAGAAACAGACAAAAAUAAAGCAUGAAAAAGAUUCAAAUGAUAAAGUUGAUGUACAAGCAUUUAAGAAAAAAGUUAGAACCUCUCAGAAACGUAAACAUUCUGGCGUGAUUGAUAGUAAGACAACAAAUAUCAAAGAAAAGAAAAGGAAAAAGUCGACGUAGUAUCUACGACACCAUAUAUUGAUGGUCAACUUAUAGUAAUGCACAUCUUUUGUAUAGUGUAAGGUGCCAUAUUUCAGCCACUGUCUAUGAAUUUGUUGGGUCUGGACAAUUUUUUUUCUUUCAACGUCAUGUCCUCCGCAAAUCCUACGAUAAUAGGCGUCCAAUUCUCAUUGUAAACUUUGUCGACUUUUUACCGUCAAAAAAAUCCGGCUCGUGAAAAACCGCCUUGAUUUCGUUCGUAAUACUGGAAAUCAUUAAAAGACCCUGAAAAUUAUUAUUUGCCUUGUCAAUAAAAUAUCUGCGCGCAUGCCUGUCAGACUUUGAACAUUGCCAUGCGUGAUGUUAUUGGCAGAGUUGUGCAGAGUUAAAAACACGUUAUUAAUCCAUGUACUUCAGGUCGCCAGAAAUAAAAACAUGUCGGCAAAAAUGAGUUUUCAAUAGUCCCUGGGCGUCAAUCGAACGUUAAUUGCUGAUUUCUAUUGAAAGUGAAAUUGUUUUCAAAAGAAAUUAGCAAGCCAUAGCGUAAUAUAUGGUAUGUCCCCUUCCAUGAACGUCGAUUGACGCCAAUGCAAUAGUCAAUAAUGCCUAUACAGUGUACUUUACUGUGAAUAUAUUGUGGACCUUUAUAGAAAGCCCACGUUAUGACGUAGUUUGCGGGCAAAACAUGUUUGUGAGUGGCCAAUACGUCCAUGCAGUUGGCCAAUAUGGAGCAUACUUGGAUGGCAAACUAUAUAUGUACAUAUAUAUAUGUACAUCAAAACCACAACAUGGACAUUUCAUAGUUAACAUAUUUUAGAUUUAAAACGACUUUUCAAUUAAGAGGCGGCUUGUGA
Messenger RNA from Dendronephthya gigantea, 1983 nucleotides. RefSeq names its product KRR1 small subunit processome component homolog. Lineage: Eukaryota; Metazoa; Cnidaria; Anthozoa; Malacalcyonacea; Nephtheidae. The record is from RefSeq and is a predicted model, not a curated record. The transcript has 12 exons. Gene Ontology annotation, molecular function: RNA binding. Gene Ontology annotation, cellular component: nucleolus; small-subunit processome. The coding region runs from base 41 to 1150 and encodes 369 amino acids.